AUGAAAAAAUCAGAGUAUUUUAAUGGUUUUCUUUGGAUGGUAUACUUUGACACGAUAAUCAUGCUUUUAUUAAGCUUCACAAGUGCAGGAAAAAAUAUAUUGUAUACAAUGUAUUCGGAUUUUGGUUUUAAUACCUUAGCUUCAGUAUAAUAUGUUUGUAAUUAUCUAUUUGGACCGUUGAUGCUGCUUGUUGUUGAUAAAAUAAUAGAAUCCAUUAGCUUCAAAAAAAUAUUUAUAAUUAGUUCAUUUAACUUAAAUAUUUUUCUGGUAGGAGGAUUAUUAGUAGCAGGAUGCUAAUAUUCAUGCUCAGUUUCCUUAGUUGAAACUAUCACAGUGAUUUCAUCAUUGAUUGCUGGUGUUCUCCAAACAGUCUUUUAUGUUUCUUUCGUUGCUUACAUAAAUUUUAUGUGCAACAACUCAAAUAGGGAAUUAUUUUUUGGAAUAAGCUUUUCUUUUACUAGUAUGUCGAAUAUUUUAUCAAAUAUAAUUGGUAUACAACUUAAUAUAUAUAGGCUAUUAUUUAAACCAAUAUUAUAAUUUAUUUACUUUUUAUGUCAUAAUUGUUGUAAUCUCAAUUGUUUUGCAAGCUCUAUUUUUUUGUAUAAAAGACAAUAAAAUAGAGCCAUCAAAAGAAAACCGAUCUGUUGUAAAAGAAGUUAAAUAUUAAUUCCUAUGUUUAUACAAAGAAAUUACUUAUAGGAAAUAUUUAUUAUUCCUAGGAGUUCUUAUUUUUGCUGGGUUGAUGAAUUCAGUUAUUUAUUUAUUUGUGCCUGUUCUUGUAGAAAAUUUAGGAUUUUAAGAUUCAGAAUUAUAUAAUAAAAUCUUUUUAACUUUCUUAAUCACUGGGAUUGGUUAAGUUGUUGGAGGGGUCACAGCUGGCAAGUUAAGUGAGAAGUUUAAAGAAAAUAAUGUGUUAUAUUUUAGUUUUUUAAUAAACUUUAUUGGAAUCUUGUUAUCCUAAUUUGGAAUUAUAAAAUAAAGUUUUAUGCUAAUAUUAUUUGGAUGUGCUUUAAUUGGAUAUUCAGAUAGUUCGAUUUCAUCUUUAGCAUUAAUAAUAAUAACAAAAUAAAUCUCAACUAAAAUACAUGCUUUUGCUGGUUUCAAUCUAUGCUAAAGUAUUGGAUUUGGAUUAUCCUCCAUUUGGUGGGCAUUUUUUAAUAAAAAACCUUUAACUUAUGACUUUUCUUAUCUUUAUAUAACAACUUCAUUGGCGCUUAUUUCAUUUAUGGUUUAUAAUCGCUAUAUAUUGAAAGAAGGCAAAACAAAAGAGAAAGACGAUUUAAUUCCUAGAAUAUGA
This is a messenger RNA of Paramecium pentaurelia, 1297 nucleotides long. The record is from the annotation of a GenBank genome assembly. NCBI's taxonomy places the organism in Eukaryota, Ciliophora, Oligohymenophorea, Peniculida, Parameciidae.